UAGAAACCACGUGUAGUAGUCUGGCCAAGACAGCAACCAAGGCGACGGCGGGAAACCAUCGGGCAUGCGACGAUAGUUUGAGCGAGUUUGGGCAAUGCCAGGACGCGGCCAGCGCCAUGAGCUAGGUGGAGUACCUGUUAUUGUGGUGGAGAACGUUCAGGAUUAUCGAGACUGUGUGCCAUACUAUGUGAAUAAGGACGAUGUGUGCCUGGAGCUUGGGUGCGCUCAAGGGUGCACGACGGCGGUGCUAGCCGAGCACGCUAAGGAGGUCGUGGGCGUGGACAAGUCCGCCUUCAACUUCAAGGUGGCUGAGGGCCGCUACAAGCACAUAGAGUUCCAUGAGAUUGCGGCCGAGGACAUCUCAGCGCUGCUGCGGCUGGGCAAGCGCUUCACAAAGGUCUUCCUGGACAUCAGCGGCUCCCAGCCCGUGGGCACGGGCACGUCCAGGGGAAGGUAAGAGAAGGGAUGUGGUACAGCCCCGCGCAACCGUGCAUCAAUCGUGGGAACGGCGCACCAAUGGCAUCGGCUUUUGCCACCACGUCAAGACAUCUCCUACCUCGCCCUUUACCACCCGCCACAGGCCCACUGGCUGCGCUGAUAGAGAAGUACGAGCGCGCCUUCCCCGACGUGACGCUGUUCGUGGUGAAGGCGUACCGGCUCAAGAAGCUGGUGGGGCUGAGCACGGUAUUCCCGGAGGAGGUGCUGGGCACCACACGCAACCCCAGCACCGCAUUCAUGAUCAAGGCGGCGGCGGGGGCAGGCGGCGAAGGCGGGGGCGGCGUGAGCGGGGGCGUGAAUGGUGUGAACGGUGUGCACGGGGGCUUGGGAGCAGGGAGGAACGGGAGGAGCAGCGCUGGUGGGAGACGACGCAGCGGGCUGGGCGGUUUGCUGCGGCGGCAUGGGGGUGGCAUGGCGGUGGCGCUGGCGGCGUUUGGGGCGGGGCU
This is a messenger RNA of Chlamydomonas reinhardtii, 944 nucleotides long. RefSeq lists its product as uncharacterized. Gene Ontology annotation, molecular function: S-adenosylmethionine-dependent methyltransferase activity. Bases 95 to 457 code for a protein of 120 amino acids. The record is from RefSeq and is a predicted model, not a curated record. Lineage: Eukaryota; Viridiplantae; Chlorophyta; Chlorophyceae; Chlamydomonadales; Chlamydomonadaceae. The transcript has 5 exons.